This is a messenger RNA of Vigna umbellata (rice bean), 2496 nucleotides long. Lineage: Eukaryota; Viridiplantae; Streptophyta; Magnoliopsida; Fabales; Fabaceae. The record is from RefSeq and is a predicted model, not a curated record.
AUGAACUACAGUAUUUUAGUUCAGAUCNGAAGCUGGAAUGACAGUGGCUAUGGAGCUUGUUCUGGAGGUUGGGUUGGUAUCAAGUGUGCCCAGGGACAGGUUAUUGUGAUCCAGCUUCCAUGGAAGGGGUUGAAGGGGCGUAUCACCGAGAGGAUUGGCCAACUUCAGGGGCUAAGAAAGCUUAGUCUCCACGAUAACCAAAUUGGUGGUUCGAUCCCUUCAUCACUGGGAGUUCUUCUCAAUCUGAGAGGGGUUCAACUCUUCAACAAUAGGUUCACAGGCUCCCUCCCUCCUUCGUUAGGUUCAUGUCCUUUGCUUCAGUCUUUAGACCUCAGUAACAAUCUGCUCAGCGGGACAAUCCCGAUCAGCCUUGGGAAUGCCACUAAGCUUUAUUGGCUUAACUUGAGCUUUAAUUCCUUCUCUGGCCCAAUACCAACAACCUUAACUCGCUUAACUUCUCUCACUUACAUAUCUCUUCAACACAACAAUCUCUCGGGUUCUAUUCCUAACUCGUGGGGUGGUAGCUUCAGGAACCAUGUCUUUCGCCUCCAAAAUCUGAUCCUAGAUUAUAACUUCUUUAGUGGCACCAUUCCUGCUUCUUUGGGCAACUUGAGUGAACUCACAGAGAUUUCUCUCAGUCAUAACCAGCUUAGAGGACCUAUCCCAAAUGAAAUUGGAAGCCUUUAUAGACUUAAGACGGUAGAUUUUUCUAGUAAUUCAUUGAACGGAAGCUUGCCCGCCACUCUCUCUAAUGUGUCCUCUCUCACUCUCUUGAAUGUAGAGAACAACCACCUAGGUAAUCAAAUCCCAGAAGCCUUGGGCAGAUUGCACAAUCUAUCUGUUCUGGUUCUGAGCAGAAACCAAUUCAGUGGCCAUAUUCCUCAGAGUAUUGGAAACAUGUCAAAGCUUACACAGCUUGAUUUGUCAAUGAAUAAUCUCAGUGGAGAAAUUCCAGCAUCCUUUGAAGAUCUGAGUGGUCUUAAUUUCUUCAACGUUUCUCAUAACAACCUCUCUGGUCCGGUUCCAGCCCUACUUGGGCAUAAAUUUAAUUCAAGCUCAUUUGUGGGAAAUAUUCAGCUAUGUGGAUAUAGCCCUUCAACCCCAUGUCCCUCGCCAGCUCCUUUUGGUUCACCUAAAGAAAAAUCAGAAAACCAUCGACACAAAAAACUAGGCACCAAAGACAUAAUUCUCAUAGUAGCAGGAGUGCUCCUUGUUGUCCUGGUAACACUUUGCUGCAUUCUGCUAUUCUGCCUGAUCAGAAAAAGAACAGCAUCGAAUGCAGAGGGUGGCCAGGCCACAGGGAGAGCAUCUGCAUCUGCUGCCACGACAGAAAAAAGAGUCCCUCCUGUCGCAGGUGAAGCUGAAGCUGGUGGUGGUGAGGCCGGAGGUAAACUAGUCCACUUUGAUGGACCAUUGGCUUUUACAGCUGAUGAUCUCUUGUGUGCAACAGCAGAGAUAAUGGGAAAGAGUACGUAUGGAACUGUUUACAAGGCUACAUUAGAGGAUGGAAGUCAAGCUGCAGUUAAACGAUUGAGGGAAAAGAUUACGAAAGGUCAAAAAGAAUUCGAAUCUGAAGUUAGUAUUAUAGGAAGAAUUCGACACCCAAAUCUUCUGGCAUUGAGAGCCUAUUACUUGGGACCCAAAGGAGAAAAGCUUCUAGUAUUUGAUUACAUGCCUAAGGGAAGUCUUGCUUCUUUCCUACACGCUCGUGGGCCCGAAACAGCCAUUGAUUGGCCAACAAGGAUGAAAAUAGCGCAGGGAAUGGCUCGUGGCUUGCUAUACCUUCAUUCCAAUGAAAAUAUUAUUCACGGAAACCUUACGUCCAGCAAUGUGCUGCUGGAUGAGUAUACGAAUGCUAAAAUAGCUGAUUUUGGCCUUUCUCGGUUGAUGACAACUGCUGCUAAUUCUAACGUGAUUGCCACUGCUGGGGCAUUGGGAUACCGAGCACCUGAGCUCUCGAAGCUUAAGAAAGCCAACACAAAAACUGACGUAUACAGUCUUGGUGUCAUCUUGUUAGAACUCCUAACGGGGAAGCCACCUGGUGAGGCUUUGAAUGGCGUGGAUUUACCUCAGUGGGUUGCCUCCAUUGUCAAAGAGGAGUGGACAAAUGAAGUUUUCGAUGUAGAGUUGAUGAGAGAUGCUUCAACAUAUGGCGACGAAAUGCUGAACACGUUGAAGCUUGCUUUGCACUGUGUUGAUCCUUCUCCAUCAGCACGACCAGAAGUCCAGCAAGUCCUUCAGCAGCUUGAAGAGAUUAGACCGGAGAUAUCAGCCAGUUCGGGUGACGAUGGAGCCAUCCCUUCCACCAGUGAAUGAGUAUUAGGACUAACGUAGUAGAGUAGCUAGUUUAUUAUUCUUUCAUUCUUAACAUCAAUUUCUUUUUGCCUGCUAGGAAUUCUAGUGUCUGUAUAUAUAGUAGUGUGCUUAAAUCUGUAAGUGUUCUCUUUAACACUUAUUGGUUCAUUUUAAUAUAAACUAUAUCUGGUUUGCGUUAAA